AUGAUCAGACGGUCAAAAUCAUUCUGGGGCAUGAUGCCCCAAAACCGCUUUGGGCAUGAGCUCUUGCAUGUGAUCGAAGAGGCGUUAGAGAUUUUCAGAGAACAUACAAUGACGGAACAAGGUAACAAUGUCGCUUCAGGUCAAAAGAAGAAUGAUUAUCAGAAGAAACCCACGUUUUUACUUUCAUCUGAUUUGGGUAAUGUUAAAGAUUCAUCGCCUUCUUCUCUAGAUAAUAGUAAAACGAAGAUAGUCCUAAAAGUGGGACACCACGAAGGGGCAGGAAAGGGGUUCAUAUUUUCUGAAAGGGAUGAUUUUGCAAAGGAGAAAGGUGAAAAAAUGGUUGAUGCUGGACUUACACUAGUUAAGAGGAAGAGGGUAAUUGGUGCUUCAAACAAAACUACCAUUCAAUUUGAUAUGGGCAAGAAUGGGGAAAAUAUUUCAAGGAGAAAGCAAAAUGUGAAAGGACGGUUCAAGGUGACUGGAUCCGAGAGAUCACAGAAGGAAAUUGGGUCGAUGAAAAAUGCAAAAGGACUGUUCAAGGUGAUCGGCUCUGAGAGAGAGAAGGAAAGGGGUACGAGGAAAAAUGGUAAUCAUUCGAGUGAGAAAACUGUUGUAAAGGAGCAGAUGAAAAGGAAUAAGCACAAGGAAAAAGUUAGGGGUACUAGUAUUACUAGAGAUUUGCAUUUUUGGAAAGAAAAACUGUUUAGUAUGAUUAAAACGCUUGAUAAAGAUUACGUUUCCGAUUAUGUUUCUCCAACAAAGAAUCCAAAUUGCGAUGCUGAUAGUAGGAGUGGUUCGACAUUCGUUCCAAUAACGGAGGAGGAAUUCUGCAAAUUAUUCAGGGUAGAAAAGAAAUCAUUGAAAAGGAAACCGAAACAGAUAGUAUAUGGUGGUGGGACACACAGUCUUCUCUCGUGGAUGAUUGAUUUAGGUACUAUUCCCGUUCUUGGGAAGGUUCAAUAUAAGAAAGCUAUGAGGACUAGAGUAUCUGUUGAAGGAAGGAUAACCAGAGAUGGCAUUUGGUGUGACUGCUGCAAUGGAACCAUCAGCAUUUCGGAGUUUGAGUCUCAUGCGGGAAGUAAACUCGGUCAACCAUUUCAAAACAUAUAUGUAAGAGAGUCUGGGGUUUCCUUGUUACAGUACCUGCUAUAUUCUUGGGGCAAACAUAAAGGUUCGGAAUGCAUUGGAUUCCAUUAUGUUUUUUGUGAUGAUUCAAGUGAUGAUAGGUGCAGCAUGUGCGGAGAUGGUGGGGAGUUGAUCUGUUGUGAUGGUUGUCCUUCAACUGUCCAUCGAAGUUGCUUAAAUCUCCAAAAGGUCCCCUCUGGUGACUGGCAUUGUGUAUAUUGUUCUUGCAAGUUUUGUGAGAUGAUUGCUGGAGAUUCUUAUCAGAGGGAUCAGAGUAAUGACACUCUUGUUUCUGCAUUACUCAGAUGCCAUUUGUGCAAGCAAAAAUAUCACCAAAAUUUUGUUCAGGGGAAGGGCGUUGUACAUGCUGAUUCCAAUUGUCCAUCAUUUUGUGGGAAGAAGUGUAAAGAGGUCUACGAGCAGCUACAGGUUCUUCGUGGGAUUAACCAUCCCCUGGAAGACAGAUUUUCAUGGACUCUUCUUCACCAUUCUGAUAUUAGCCAAGAUCAAUCUCUUAGUGUUGCUCCAGAAAUUGAAUGCUCCAAGUUAGCUGUUGCAUUAUCUAUUAUGGAAGAAUGUUUCUGGCCAAUUGUGGACCAAAGAAGUGGAAUUAAUCUCAUUCCUAAUAUUGUUUAUAACUGUGGGUCAAAUGUUCCUCAGCUGAACUACAGUGGGUUCUUCACUGCUAUACUUGAGAAGGGUGAUGAAAUUAUAUCGGUGGCAUCCAUAAGGAUACAUGGGAAUCAUUUAGCAGAGCUGCCAUUUAUUGGGACGCGGUAUAUUUAUCGGCGUCAAGGGAUGUGUCAUCAGCUUCUAAAUGGAAUUGAAUCGGUGCUGUGCUCCAUGAAGGUUGAAAAACUUGUCAUACCUGCUGUCUCUGAACUUGUGAAAACAUGGACUUCUGUCUUUGGUUUCAAGCCGCUUGAAGAACCAGAAAAAAAAGAAAUGAAGCGCAUGAAUUUAAUUAUGUUCCCUGGAGCGCAAAUGUUGCAGAAACCUUUACGAAGGCAGCGGUUCACUGAAGGGGGAAGUGCUUUUCAUUAGUAAUUUUGUUACUAUCAAACGGAGAAUGUCAUUUUUGGGAAGACAGGUUCAAAGGGUCAACAAUAUAGCUCAUAGGGACUUUCUUUUGAGGUAUGUUUGCUUUCUUUUCUCAUUGGCUUUUUGUUCUUCACUGUCAGUAGCUGUUCACACAAUAUCCAGACAUUCUUGCCU
Messenger RNA from Rhododendron vialii, 2340 nucleotides. RefSeq names its product increased DNA methylation 1-like. Bases 1 to 2169 code for a protein of 722 amino acids. Gene Ontology annotation, molecular function: transcription corepressor activity. The transcript is spliced from 10 exons. NCBI's taxonomy places the organism in Eukaryota, Viridiplantae, Streptophyta, Magnoliopsida, Ericales, Ericaceae. The record is from RefSeq and is a predicted model, not a curated record. Gene Ontology annotation, biological process: negative regulation of DNA-templated transcription.